Messenger RNA from Penicillium odoratum, 723 nucleotides. RefSeq lists its product as uncharacterized. The record is from RefSeq and is a predicted model, not a curated record. Lineage: Eukaryota; Fungi; Ascomycota; Eurotiomycetes; Eurotiales; Aspergillaceae. The transcript has a single exon. Bases 1 to 723 code for a protein of 240 amino acids.
AUGGAGGGGGAAUUUCGCGUCUCUGAACUCUAUAAGAAGAAAGACCACAAAAAACCAUCAUCGGAUGUCCAAUCAUCCAUAAUUGCCGACCAAAACUCAUAUCGCGAGAAGUCUAUCUGGCGGCGAAUAUCUGAAAGAGAUAUUCAUCUAUCAUCUGUCAAUGAACAAACAGCGGAGAUGCUCAAAACAAAAGACCACGCUCUUACACAACUCCGCGAAGCACAGCGUCUGCGCCAGUUGAAAGGCCCCCUACUAGAUCCUAGUGAGAUGUUAUGGAUGGAUAAUACCAUCCUCGAUGUCGAGAACGCAGCCCUUGGCGUUGCUAUUCUUCUCGAGCCCACCCGGGUAGAGAAGGAGACCGGGAACGGCAAGCUCAGCCUGGGGAGGCAAUUUCGUUGGGUCUAUCGUGAUAGUCAACGAGCGCGGGAUAUGAUAAAUCGCCUUUUGGCUUGUCAUUCCAGUCUCAUGGCUGUUCUAGCUCGUCUGCAGCGGCUUGAUACUCCUGAGUCUGCCACUGUCCCUGUCCACGAACUGGAAGCAGAGAUGGCCUACAAACCGGAAAUUAACAACUCGCCUAGUCUCUCGCCGAACUUGGAUGAUUCUGUUAGUUGUCUGAGUCAACUAGAAGAGAACAGCAGGUGGAAUUCUCCGAGGCCGAGCACAUUGGACCAUGAGAUGAAUGACAUGUUGGCCUGGCGUCGGUCUAAAGGAAAGACUGUAUAG